This is a messenger RNA of Oryzias melastigma (Indian medaka), 892 nucleotides long. It is a transcript of the gene grcc10, whose product is annotated as gene rich cluster, C10 gene. The coding region runs from base 57 to 428 and encodes 123 amino acids. The record is from RefSeq and is a predicted model, not a curated record. The transcript has 4 exons. Gene Ontology annotation, biological process: post-embryonic development. Lineage: Eukaryota; Metazoa; Chordata; Actinopteri; Beloniformes; Adrianichthyidae.
CAUCAGUUUGCGGCAUACCGACUCCCACUUCAGCAUCGCCAGUUUUUCUCAGCGAGAUGGCCUCAGCUCCAGCACAACAGCCUACUCUGACUGUUGAGCAAACCAGAGUGGUGCUGAGUGAGGUGAUCCAAGCCUUCGCCCUGCCAGAGAACGCAGCGAGGAUGGAGGAGGCCAAAGAGAGCGCCAGCAACGACAUGGGAAAGAUGCUGCAGCUGGUUCUUCCUGUGGCCACCCAGAUCCAACAGGAAGUUAUCAAAGCCUACGGGUUCAACAAUGAGGGAGAAGGUGUCCUUAAAUUUGCAAGAUUAGUGAAGAUGUAUGAAAACCAGGACCCAGAAAUUGCAGCCAUGUCUGCAAAACUGAAGGCCCUUCUCCUGCCUCCGCUAUCAACACCGCCUAUAGGAGGGUCCGUCGCGGCUUCCUCCUAGGAGGUCGAAUUCAUGGAUACGUCCUGAAAGAAUCCAUAACUGUCGUGACUUUUCAUGAUCUUCAUGUUCAAUUGUCUGUUUUACUAUUUAUUUUCUUAACACUAUUCCUGCCAAUCUUUUAUUUUUUAGUCACUUCUGUUACAUUCUGUACUUUUAUGCUCACCGUUUGCUAUUAUGCAUUUUUUAAAUCAUUUUAUAAUGUUAUUGUACUUAGUUUCUCAGAAUCUCUUGACUAAAAAUGUCACAUUUCUAUAUACAUACUUUAUUAGUUUUCAUGUCACCAUACAUUCAUAUUUUUAAAAAAUAAACAAAUUUUCAGAGAAAACAUUCCUCUAAUCACACAGAGUGUAUAUCUAAGGUACUUUAUCAUUUUGGCUGCAUGCACUCUUGAGAAUACUGUUUUGGAAAGUGCUACAUAGAAAAGUCCAUAUAAAUAAAGUGUCUUCAGUUUUACAGUAAAUCCA